AUGGAGUCCGUCAAGCAAGCCGCCAACUACGUUUCCGAGAGCAUCCAGGGUACUGGUGCUCAGGCUUCCAAGGAGGCCAACAAGAACGUCGCCAAGGACUCCGACGCCAGCCUCGGCACCCGCGCCUCCGCUGCCAAGGACGCCGUUGUCGACAAGAAGGACGAGAGCGUCCACGACACCAAGGCCGACACCAACAAGGAGGCUGCUAAGCACUAA
Molecule: messenger RNA, 216 nt
Organism: Penicillium diatomitis
Lineage: Eukaryota; Fungi; Ascomycota; Eurotiomycetes; Eurotiales; Aspergillaceae
Product: Glucose-repressible protein
Exons: 3
Coding region: 1-216 (71 amino acids)
Source: RefSeq, a predicted model, not a curated record